Messenger RNA from Phascolarctos cinereus (koala), 2796 nucleotides. RefSeq names its product SCY1 like pseudokinase 3 (gene SCYL3). Gene Ontology annotation, biological process: protein phosphorylation. Gene Ontology annotation, molecular function: ATP binding; protein kinase activity. NCBI's taxonomy places the organism in Eukaryota, Metazoa, Chordata, Mammalia, Diprotodontia, Phascolarctidae. The record is from RefSeq and is a predicted model, not a curated record.
GGGUCACAGGGGUCGUUGGUGGCGAAGCGGAGACCGUCCGGGGCCGACACCCUCGGCCUCUUGGCGCUGCCCCCCUCGCAGGUCUGUGUUUCUGAGAAGAAACGUCACCCCAGCUUCACUGCUCAAGGGAUGGGAUCAGAGAGCAGUGCUCUGAAGAGCUAUACCCUUCAAGAGCCACCCUUUAGCCUCCCUGCUGGCCUGCUUGUUUACCCAGCCGUGCUACAAGAUGGCAAGCUCGCCUCGGUUUUUGUAUACAAGAGAGACAAGGAAGACAAGGUUAAUAAAGCUGCCAAGCAUUUAAAGACCCUGCGCCAUCCCUGCUUACUGCGGUUCCUGUCUUGCACUGUGGACACCAGCGGUGUCCACCUGGUCACUGAAAGAGUGCAGCCUCUCGGUGUGGCUCUGGAAGCGCUGUCUGCCGCCGAGCUCUGUGCUGGCAUCUAUGAUGUGCUGCUGGCUCUCAUUUUCCUUCACGACAGAGGAAACCUAACGCACAACAAUGUCUGUUUGUCAUCUGUGUUUGUAAGUGAGGAUGGGCACUGGAAGCUAGGAGGAAUGGAAACAGUCUGUAAGGUCUCUGAAGCCACACCAGAGUUUCUGAGAAGCAUUCAGUCGUUGAGAGACCAGGCAUCUGUGCCUCCUGAAGAAAAGUCUGCAGAAUUCAGAACUUUGCUGAAGACAAAUGGACAUGCCCGAGAUGCCUAUUCAUUUGGAAUAAUGGUGGAAAAUUUGCUCACAAUCUUAAGUGAACAAGUUUCAGCGGAUAGUCUGUCAGGCUUUCAGCAAACCUUGCGCUCAAUGCUCUUGAACCCUGAUCCAGAGGUUCGGCCAGCACUCUGUACCUUACUGUCUCAUGACUUCUUUAGAAAUGAUUUCCUAGAAGUUGUGAAUUUCCUGAAGAGUUUAACAUUGAAGAGUGAAGAAGAAAAAACUGAAUUUUUCAAAUUUCUGCUCGAUAGAGUCAGUGGCUUGUCAGAGGAACUGAUAGCUUCCAGGUUGGUCCCUCUACUGCUUAACCAACUGGUGUUUGCAGAACCAGUAGCUGUCAAGAGUUUCCUUCCUCACUUGCUUGGUCCAAAGAAAGAUAAGCAGGGAGAAAAACGGACAGGCUGUUUGCUUUCACCAGCUCUCUUUCAAACCCGAGUGAUCCCUGUGCUUCUAAAGCUGUUUGAAGUUCAUGAAGAACAUGUCCGGAUGGUGCUUCUGUCUCACAUAGAUGCAUAUGCAAAGUACUUCACUCAGGAGCAGCUGAAAAAAGUCAUCUUGCCACAGGUUUUGCUGGGCCUGCGUGAUACCAACGAUUCUAUUGUAGCCAUAACCCUUCACAGCCUGGCCGUGCUGGUUUCUCUACUUGGACCAGAGGUGGUCGUGGGAGGAGAAAGAACCAAGAUAUUCAAAUGCACAGCACCAAGUUUCAAAAAAACAGCUGAUGUUUCUUCAGAAGGUGAAGAGGCAUCUCAGCCUAUUCAGCUCUCCAUAAAUGGAGUCCCACCAAUAAGAAGUGCUUCAGGUGAUGGUACAAACUCUCCCUCAAAUUCUAAAAAAUCAGGAGAGGAAUGGCCAGACUGGAGUGAGCCUGAAGAGCCCUCUGAGAACCAGAUGGUCAGCAUACAGAUGUGGCCUGUAGAAUCAUGUGAGGAUCCGAGGCCUCAUUUUACUAAUUUGACUCCGGAGGAGAGUUGGGAUAAUUUUGAGCCUACUGAUCCUAAAGCAUCUCCAGGGAAUGGCCUUAGCACAGCAAGGCCCAAUACUGCAAGAGAGCAGAAGCAAGAUCCUGUUGUCCUUCCUCUAGACAAAGAAGAGACCAAGACUCUAAAAGUGAACCCACCCCUAAAGGCUGACCCCACGGGAAGCUGGGAUGAUUUAAAACUAACAAAAUUGCCACAAGAGAGGUCCCUUAAAGCUCCAUCAGAGUUUGGUUUAGGAGAAGAAUACACUAUUCAGGUGAAAAGAAAACCAAUACAAGAUCCUGAGUUGGACUGGUUUGCUGAUAUGAUCCCAGAAAUUAAGCCUUCAGAAGCUUUCCUAAUCUUACCUGAACUGAGGACAGAGAGGAGAGCUCCCAACAAUGACAUCUCACCUACUCUGCAAUUUUCAUCAAAAUUUGCUGCAACUGAAGCUACUGAGGGAGAAGCUGAAGGCUGGGGAGAAGAAGACGAAUUAAAUUGGGAAGAAGAUGAUAGUAGCUGGUGACAACUAGCAUGAUGUGGACUCCAGAAAUAUUUUCUGUAUUGGUUUUACAACUUAUUACCUCAACAGCAGGCACCUAACAGAGAGGUCAUGAUGACCCAAACAGCCUAUUUUUCCUGUACCAGGAAGCCUUUUUCCCAGUUUGUGCCAACUGCUGUGGAGAAACUGAGACCUAUGCUAAAAGCCAUGGGUGAAAAUAAAGUUCACACCACUGGAUUCCAGGAGAAAGGACCUAUUGUAUCUGAGGCCAGAUUCCCUGAAGAUCAAGUGGCUGUGGAAAGUAAAGGUUGUAUUUUUUAUUUUUCCAGGACAAUUCUAGAAAACUGAAGAUAAUAAAUACAAAAAUUUUAGUUUCUAACUUAAUUUUGUGCCAUUUUUUUUUUCCUAUAGCCAGAAGAAUAAGUCCCACUGUUAAUGGCUCCCUUAGAGCUUGGAUGAAUUAUUUCAGAUAAUUGGGCAACUUAUUUAUUUAUAUGUACAGCUAUAUGAUGAGGUCCUAUGUGAACCUGGCCCUUUUGUGGACUGUUCUAAAAGACACCAAAGUUCUUAAUGAGAACAUCACUUCUAUUCUUUAAACGUGACCAAUAAAUAAUAUUUUCAAGUCUA